AUGGCUGGGGGCAAUCACAGCAUGGUGACCCAGUUCAUCCUCCUGGAAUGCAGGAUACCCUUCUUCACAGCGUUCCUGGUGAUCUAUGUUCUUAUGCUGGUGAGGAAUCUCGGGAUGAUUGUAUUGAUCAGGGUUGAUCCCCGACUCCAUACCCCCAUGUACUUCUUCCUCAGUAACCUGUCUGUCGUUUACCUCUGCUACUCCUCAGUCUUAGCUCCAAGGAUGCUAGUGAAUUUCUUAGUGGGGCGUAAAAGCAUUUCUUACUCUGCCUGCAUUGCCCAACACUUCUCUUUCGUCAUGUUUUUGACCAAAGAAGGGUUCCUGCUGGCUCUGAUGGCAUACGACCGCUAUGUAGCCAUCUGUAACCCUCUGCUCUACACUGCUGUUAUGUCUAAGAGAGUGUGUUUUCGUCUAGUGGCCAGCUCAUAUGUAGGGGGGCUCGUGAACUCACUGACCCACACAUGUGGCUUGCUGAAGUUGUCAUUCUGUGGGCCCAAUGUCAUCAGUCAUUACUUUUGUGACACUAACCCAUUGCUGAAGCUCGCCUGCUCUGAUAACCACAUCAAUGAGAUUUUGCUCGUAAUGUUCUCUGGGGUUAUUGCCAUGUCCACCCUCCUGAUUGUCAUCAUCUCUUAUCUGUACUUCCUCUUCUCUAUCCUGAGGAUCCACUCUGCCACAGGCAGGCAGAAAGCCUUCUCCACCUGUGCCUCUCAUCUGACAGCUGUCACCAUGCUCUAUGGACCUGUAAGCUUAAGCCACAUACAACCCAGUUCCACCUACUCGCUGGAACAGGAGAAAAUCUCUGCUGUGUUUUAUACCCUGGUGGUCCCCAUGCUGAACCCCCUUAUUUACAGCCUGAGGAACAAGGAGGUUAAGAAUGCUCUUAGGAGGGUGAUAGACUGGAAAAACAUUCUCAGCUAA
Molecule: messenger RNA, 921 nt
Organism: Chelonia mydas (Green sea turtle)
Lineage: Eukaryota; Metazoa; Chordata; Testudines; Cheloniidae
Product: olfactory receptor-like protein COR8
Exons: 1
Coding region: 1-921 (306 amino acids)
Biological process (GO): G protein-coupled receptor signaling pathway; sensory perception of smell
Cellular component (GO): membrane
Molecular function (GO): G protein-coupled receptor activity; odorant binding; olfactory receptor activity
Source: RefSeq, a predicted model, not a curated record